Carassius carassius (crucian carp) is the source of this 3183-nucleotide messenger RNA. Its product is annotated as TLC domain-containing protein 4-B-like. Gene Ontology annotation, cellular component: membrane; endoplasmic reticulum. Gene Ontology annotation, biological process: lipid homeostasis. The transcript has 7 exons. The record is from RefSeq and is a predicted model, not a curated record. NCBI's taxonomy places the organism in Eukaryota, Metazoa, Chordata, Actinopteri, Cypriniformes, Cyprinidae. Bases 318 to 1112 code for a protein of 264 amino acids.
GGGCCGAGCUGACGUAACCGAGGAGCCUGUCAACUAAGACGGUGAAGAAAAAAAAAUGCAGUGUUUGCGGCUGCGAGCUCCGUGGAGCUUUAAGAAGUCCUUGUGUGCUUUUUAAAGGUGGGAAAUGGCCUCGCGCUAGAAAUACAGGUUUAUUCGCCAGUAGGCCACAGACGACGCGCGGGUUUGAAGACAGCGAGUGGGCUAAGCGCUCGCUAGCCGUCUCCAUCCAGCUAACACUGGGUUCGUGGACAGAAGAAAGCAGACAACAGGAUCUGGACACGUUUAAACAGACCUAUGAGACUCUUAUCAGGUGAGAGAUGGAUAUGAGAGAGGUGUAUGUGGUGGCCGGCAGCUUCGUGGGGUUCCAGCUGUUCUUCUCAUGCAUCAGUCCAGUUCUGUCUUCCACCUUCACACAGGGUUAUGGGAAACUUCCUCCAAACAAACUCAACGACUGGAACUCCAGGCUGGUGUCCACUGUCCAUGCGUUAAUUGUGGGGCUGUUCUGUCUCUAUAUCCUCUGGUAUGAUGAUGCCGUCAAUGAGGAUCCCAUCUGGGGUGAUCCUUACAUGGUAAAGCUCAAUGUGGCCAUCACCUGUGGAUACCUGUUCUAUGACCUGGUGCUUCUGGCUUGUAACUGGAGUACCAUGGGUGACAUGUUUUUUGUCUGUCACCACUUGGCGGCGCUGUAUGCUUAUGGAUUUGUGCUGACACGUGGAGUGCUUCCUUAUUUUGCAAACUUCCGACUGAUUUCAGAAUUGUCAACACCAUUUGUGAAUCAAAGGUGGUUUUUCGAAGCGCUAGCCUUCCCUCGUACUCACCCGCUGGUCGUCUCCAACGGUGUCGCGAUGACGGUCGUGUUCUUCCUGGUGCGGAUCGCCGUGAUGCCGCCCUACUGGGCGAGAGUGUUUGGCACCUUCGGUACGCCAGCGUUCGAAAGGCUUGGUCUGGCAGCUCAGGUGGCCUGGAUCCUAUCCUGCAUUUGUUUGGAUAUCCUCAACACAAUCUGGAUGUACAAAAUCGCCCGCGGCUGUUUUAAGGUCAUCACCGGCAAGCUAAGAGGAUGCAAAGUGGACUCCAAAAAGGCCAGUUACACCAACAACCACACAGACUGAGAAUCAUCCGCGACUACGACCCAUUAGACGUAUUCUCUUCCCAGAUCUAGCACAUAUAGCGCUCUGGAUGGACGUGCUCUCGAAACAGAGGUUGGGAGGAGAGAGUGUCAUCAUCCCAGUGUGCUUUUAACCUACAUAUACUCUGAUUUCACCUGCACUGGUGGAAGUCAAGCAGAUAAACUAACCUGUUACGCCUCAAGUACAACCAAAGUGCCUCCAAGCACAAGGAGAAGCAAAAGAACAUGAGCUUAUGACCACAAAAAGUCCAUCAGAUCUCCAUCGCAAAGCCUUAGCCAGCCAGUACCCAUCCAUGUCUUUCUCGAGAUCAACCGUGAGCCGUGUUUCCUGUGAUAUUUACACUGAUGUGCCUCAAAGGUCUCCAGCAUCCACUACUUGUUGAGCAUUUGGGUUGGAUGUGCUCAUCAGCUUCAUUCAGUUUGACGCCAUUGCCAGUCUGACCGGUUGCAAACCUCAGAUCUACCUCUCUCUCUCUCUCCAUGUCGAGCACAAGUGCAGAACCGGCUCAUCUCAAGACGAACACCGCGUGGACUCCAGGAACAUGAAGAGCACCUUGAAAAGACAGUCCAUGAGAAUCAAACGCUUUGCUCUUAUAGUUCAGACUUGCAGAACUCAUCUUAUGUUGCACGUCAGUCACUCUUUUGCAUUUUCCAUGUGGAAACGGAGUGAAAGGUGGUUUCUAAAGCCUUGGAGAGUCUCACUUAGCAAAUAUCUGUGUGUUUACUUCAUUUCUGAUCAUGUGAGGUCACGUUUGCAUUAGAUUCGAGGAAACUGCAGUGCUUUAUCCGUUUCUCAGGUUCUUGCCUUUUCUAGAUCCCUCCAUUUUCUCUGACAUGUUGCAUCACUUAACAAUUUCCUCACCGAGCAGAUUGUUUCACUGUUCAAAACUCAAGGCUUGAUGGGAACUGAUGCAAUUUCACAUCUUAGUCCCGUUUUUUCCUGGUUCUGUUGUUUUCGUCCUGCUAAAUUCAUUGUUUUUUUUUUUGUUUUCAGCUUGUUGGUCACCAGAGCUUCCAGCCUGAUGUUUAGGCUUUUGUCAUGAUGCAUGAAUGCUGUUGUGAUUAUCUUGAAUGUGAGUUCAUGUGAGCUGGGCAUGUCGACCCAUGCUGCGUUACACUGUGGCAUUACAAUGCAGUAUAUAUGUGCGUAAAAUCAUAUGCAGUUCUUAUUCCUGCCAAGUAUUUAACAAGAGUAAAUCCCUCUGUAUUCAGAGCUAGCAUUUCUCUUCAGGUACACUUUCAAACUGAAUGUUGUUUUGAAUGAGAAUGGGAGGGGAUUGUGGGAAAUGUAGUAUUUUGCCUUGUAUCCGUAAUUCGAAAUAACCAAAUCAUCCUCCAGGCCUUGAAUAUGUGAAGCUGUGACAAUAGAAAUAUAUUUGGGAGAAGUUUUGUAGAAGAAAGAGGCCAUUUGGUCAUCUAAUUAUAUGUACUUCUGAAAUGAGCUGUAAUCUUCAUGUUUAUGGAAAUGCAAAGGAGUUUCGUCUUUAUGGUAUGACAUCAGCACAACCAUUGCACAAUCAAAAUGCCUUAGUGGCAUUGAUAUUGUAAUAAUUGUAAUUUUAAAAGGGCUGGUCAAAAAUUAAGAGGAAGUUCAUCUACUGCACAAACUGAUUGGCAAUACUCAAAAUAAUACAUUUAGUAAUAAUAGAUUUACAUUAAUAAUACAUAGGAUUUUCCUGGUAUUCAGUGGAAUCAUUAACUGUUUCCAGUUUGGUGUCCAGCCCAAUGCCAGUAUUGAAACUCUAUGUAUGUGUAUUCAUUUCAGUCUAGAAUUAGAAGUCGCUUUUAAGAAUUGAUUAUAAGAAUACUAAAAUUAGCACAGAACUGUUGGAUGAUUGUUCAGUUUUAGCUUUUCUUAUUUUUUCUUUCUUUUAACACAUUACUGUUGUGAAUCCAAUCAUCUCUGGAAAUUUUAAUGUGAAAAUCGGCCCCUUAGAGCCCCUGUCUAUACACUUUGAAACCGAUGGAUGACAUGUAUGACCACUAAUAAUAUUGUACGAGUAGCAGUCAAAACAUGAGAAAUGACAGAUUAAUAAAUUUGAGAUGAUGAAAAA